AUGUUUCAAAUGGAAGACAAAAGUGCAAGAGCAAUUGCCCAAUUCCAAAAACGCUCCACUGACUUACUCAACUUGAUUUUUGUCAACAAAAAGUUCCAAAAAGCGGCUUUGAGUUUAUCAACAAAUCCAUUUCCACUGACUGAAAAUACAAUUAAACUCUUUCCCGUUAUGCAAUAUCAAACACUUUACAAGAAUGGAGAAGACCGAUUAUCGAGCAAUUGCGUCGUUUCUUAUGAAAUUGAUUUUAAAACGGCGCAACAUGAAGAAAAGAGACAUAGUCGGUGUACUAAAGUGGUCUUAACUCUUAAUGAGAAGAACAUUUUACCAGAGAUCCCUUCAAUAGUUUCUACACUUGGGAAAUAUCUAUUCAAAAACUUCGACAACUUCAAAAAUCCACAUUUUGUGGUCCCAACACAAAUAACGAAUAUUGAAAAUCACUGCUUUGAGGGAUGUGAUCAACUUUGUUCAAUAGAAUUUCCGCCCUUAAUUAACACGUUGCGGAGUUAUUGUUGUUAUAAGUGUGCCAAAUUGGAUUUUGUUGGACUUCCAAUGUAUUUGGAGGAAAUAGAAGACUUCGUCUUUACAAAUUGCACUUCCCUCAAAAAAAUUGUAAUUCCAAGGAACGUCACAAAACUUGGGAAAUAUUUGUUUUAUAACUGCCGUUCACUCUCUUCUAUUUCUCUUCCAGAAAAGUUGGUUGUGCUCGACGAGUUUUGCUUUGGGUCUUGUGGAAAAUUGAACGAAUUGGUCUUACCAGAAACAGUUUCUUUUUUGGGUAACUCGUGCUUUGAGAACUGUUUUUCACUUAAGAAAGUUGUGUUUCCAAGUUUUUUCUAUAAAUUAAAUAAAAGGGACAUUGGGACUGUUGAGCAAUCAACUCAACCAGUACAGUACUGUUGCGUGUGUGAAGACUUUUUCGAAGUAAUGGAACAACUCACCACUGUUGAGUGUAACAAGCCAAAAUUUGUUAUUGGAGAUCAGUGUUUCAAUGGAACUCAAGUGGUUUUGUAG
Entamoeba invadens IP1 is the source of this 1011-nucleotide messenger RNA. RefSeq lists its product as hypothetical. The coding region runs from base 1 to 1011 and encodes 336 amino acids. The transcript has a single exon. Lineage: Eukaryota; Evosea; Mastigamoebida; Endamoebidae. The record is from RefSeq and is a predicted model, not a curated record.